AUGCUAACGUUCAUAUGUUAUUGUCUUCUGUAUCACUUGAAUUUCUUUCUUUCUUUCUUUCUUUCUUUCUUUCUUUCUUUUCAUUAUAACAAUCAUUCUGUCCAAAAGUCUUUGGUAAUUCAUGCUAAUGUUCAUAUGUUAAUGUCUUCUGUAUCACUUGAAUUUCUUUCUUUCUUUCUUUCUUUCUUUCUUUCUUUUCAUUAUAACAAUCAUUCUGUCCAAAAGUCUUUGUCUCUGGUAAUUCAUGCUAACGUUCAUAUGUUAUUGUCUUCUGUAUCACUUGAAUUUCUUUCUUUCUUUCUUUCUUUCUUUCUUUCUUUCUUUCUUUCUUUUCAUUAUAACAAUCAUUCUGUCCAAAAGUCUUUGUCUCUGGUAAUUCAUGCUAAUGUUCAUAUGUUAAUAUAUGUAUCACUUGAAUUUCUUUCUUUCUUUCUUUCUUUCUUUCUUUCUUUUCAUUAUAACAAUCAUUCUGUCCAAAAGUCUUUGGUAAUUCAUGCUAAUGUUCAUAUGUUAUUGUCUUCUGUAUCACUUGAAUUUCUUUCUUUCUUUCUUUCUUUCUUUCUUUCUUUCUUUCUUUUUCUUUUCAUUAUAACAAUCAUUCUGUCCAAAUCUUUGGUAAUUCAUGCUAAUGUUCAUAUGUUAAUGUCUUCUGUAUCACUUGAAUUUCUUUCUUUCUUUCUUUCUUUCUUUCUUUCUUUCUUUCUUUCUUUUCAUUAUAACAAUCAUUCUGUCCAAAAGUCUUUGGUAAUUCAUGCUAAUGUUCAUAUGUUAAUGUCUUCUGUAUCACUUGAAUUUCUUUCUUUCUUUCUUUCUUUCUUUCUUUUCUUUCUUUCUUUUCAUUAUAACAAUCAUUCUUCUCUGGUAAUUCAUGCUAACGUUCAUAUGUUAUUGUCUUCUGUAUCACUUGAAUUUCUUUCUUUCUUUCUUUCUUUCUUUCUUUCUUUCUUUCUUUCUUUCUUUCUUUUCAUUAUAACAAUCAUUCUGUCCAAAAGUCUUUGUCUUCUGUAUCACUUGAAUUUCUUUCUUUCUUUCUUUCUUUCUUUCUUUCUUUCUUUCUUUCUUUCUUUCUUUCUUUCUUUCUUUCUUGCUUUCUUUCUUUCUUUCUUUCUUUCUUUCUUUUCAUUAUAA
This is a messenger RNA of Acanthosepion pharaonis, 1128 nucleotides long. The record is from the annotation of a GenBank genome assembly. NCBI's taxonomy places the organism in Eukaryota, Metazoa, Mollusca, Cephalopoda, Sepiida, Sepiidae.